Messenger RNA from Abrus precatorius (Indian licorice), 2575 nucleotides. Its product is annotated as 5'-nucleotidase domain-containing protein 4-like. The transcript is spliced from 17 exons. Gene Ontology annotation, molecular function: 5'-nucleotidase activity. Bases 475 to 2247 code for a protein of 590 amino acids. The record is from RefSeq and is a predicted model, not a curated record. NCBI's taxonomy places the organism in Eukaryota, Viridiplantae, Streptophyta, Magnoliopsida, Fabales, Fabaceae.
AAACGCAGGAUUGUUAGCACAUGCUUCUUUCUUCUGUGCCGUAUGAGACAAAGCUUCUGUUGCUAAAGGAGACAUAAGAAGAAGAGUGAGCGCUAUCCACGUGGCACUUCCCCUUCCCCUCCACUCACAUUUUCCAUUCCCCCCCACCCAAACCAAACCAACAGACUCCCCAAUCCAUUUCAAACUAUGGUUUUAUUAAGUUUUUUGCUGUGAAUAGUAGAGCACAAAUACUAUUAUAUUAAUUAGUUUAAAAAAUGGGAAACACUUAUGAAGCACAAAGGAAGGGAAGAGAUAAGGCAUUUCCUUUGCUAGCACGCGGUACCUUCCAAUUAAGCGAAAAGUUGUAAAUGGUUAGAAAUAAAUGCUAUUGUGAAACUGCAUUGCUGAGUUGCAAUACGAUACCUCCUUCCAACGCACGCUUGUUUUGCAGCAAUCCCAAUCUUGUUUUCUUGUCGUAUUUAAUGCAGGAACAGGAUGCCAAUUCCACGCCGUUUCGUUUCAUUUCCUCUCCCUAACUCUACUCCUCUUCUUCCUCUUCCUUCCUCUUCUCGCGUUCCCUUUGCUUCUGGAAUCUUCUCUUUCCUCGCAUCGUCUCGCUUCGUAUCCGCAGGAGCUAAUCAAUUGCUUGCUCAAUUUUCAAUGGAUGGAACCUGUGGAAUUGGUGCACAUGACCAGACCACAAUGGAUUUUCCUGGCAGUGAUAGUGCCAAAGGACAAGCGUGGUCAUCAUCUCCUGAUUUUGGACCUAAAACUGAUAUAGGCAAGCAGAUAUUCUGUAACCGGCCACUGAAUAUGAAAAGCAUUGUUGCUGUGGGAUUUGACAUGGAUUAUACUUUGGCGCAAUACAUUCCUGAAACUUUUGAAUCUCUUGCUUAUCAACACACCGUUGAAAAGCUGGUUUAUGAUUUGAAAUACCCUAGUGAGUUGCUGAAUUGGUCAUUUAACUCAAAUUACAUGGUUAGGGGCUUGGUUCUUGACAAAAAGAGAGGCAACAUCUUGAAGAUGGAUCGCCACAAGUAUGUGAAAGUAGCUUAUCAUGGAUUUCAAGAGUUGUCAAAAGAAGAUAAAGUUGAAACCUAUGCAAAUACUCUAGUAUACGAUUCUUUUGAUGGACCAGACUAUGCUCUAAUUGAUACGCUCUUUUCACUUGCGGAAGCCUACUUAUUUGCUCAACUGGUUGAUUUUAAGGACAAAAAUCCUGGAAAGAUUCCAGAGCAUGUUGAUUAUGCUAGUCUGUACAAAGAUGUUCGAGAUGCAGUAGAUUUGUGCCACCGAGAUGGAACGUUGAAGCAAAAGGUUGCUAUAAAUCCCAAAAGGUAUAUCAAUGAAGACACCUCAAUAGUUCCCAUGCUUAAAAUGCUCAGAGAUUCUGGACGUGCUACAUUUUUGGUGACAAACAGUUUAUGGGACUAUACAAACACUGUCAUGAAUUUCCUGUGUGGAUCUGAUGGGGCAAACGAAAGUACCAAGUUUGACUGGCUUAAGUACUUUGAUAUUGUCAUCACUGGCAGUGCAAAGCCAAGCUUUUUUCUUGAGGGAAACCGUGCCAACCUGUUUGAGGUCGAGGCUGAAAGUGGAAUGCUACUUAAUACAGAUAAUGGCUCUCCCAUGCCUCAGGUGGGUAAUGUCUCUGCAAGGAUACUAACAGAGGUGAAUGAUCGUGCUCGGAAAGUUUUCCAGGGAGGCAGUGUUGGUCAUCUACAUAAUCUACUCUCAAUAGAAUCAAGUUCACAGGUUCUAUAUGUUGGGGAUCACAUUUAUGGAGAUAUACUACGCAGCAAAAAGCUUCUCGGUUGGAGAACAAUGUUGGUAAUCCCGGAGCUUGAGAAGGAGGUUAAACUACUUUGGGAAUCGAGGGAUGCUCGCAAGGAACUUCAAUUUCUGAGGACUGAGCGUGACCGCAUUGAGGAUGAAAUGCAUUAUUUGAACGAGUCUCUCAGAUUAAAGAAUCCAGAUGAUGAUACCAAGCAGAAGUUAAAUUCCAAACUUGAUAAAUUGAAGCUUGAAAGAGAGAGAGUGCGAUUAAGUCAUCAAGAAGCUCAAAGAAAAUUACACCACAAGUUUCACGAGCCAUGGGGCCAGCUGAUGAAGACUGGUUAUCAGAACUCUCGCUUUGCACAUCAGGUUGAGCGGUUUGCAUGCCUUUAUACUAGCCAAGUAUCUAACUUGGCCUUGUUCUCUGCAGACAAGUACUACAGACCCAGGGAAGAUUUUAUGCAGCAUGAAUUUGGCAUUUUCGAAAUCUGAACCUCUGGUACUGGGUGUUUCGCCCUUUCUCUCUCCUUAUUUUAAGAGAAGAGAGGGGGGGGGGGGUGUUGAAAUGAAAUUAUUAGCUUUGUUCAGUUCUCGUGGUUAAUAUAUCAAAACCAUUCACAACUGACCAAAAUUGUAAAGAACGAAAAAGGUAGGUCAAAAUUGUCAAAAAGUUUCCAAUCAAAACUAGCCCCAUUGGGAUGGGAAAUGGAAGCUUACUCAGCCAAUAUUUUUUAGCAAUGUUUGAUUCCAGCAGAUUUAUCAGCUUAUUAACCUUUACGUAAAAUAAAAAUAAAAAUCAUCAUGCUUCAACGUGGGAAUU